GGUUUCUGUUGUGAAUUCGUCGCAUUUGAACGAAGAUGUUGGUGAGAGGAGUCGUCAAACGUUGUCUUCUUGGACUCAGACAUGUCUCCGGACGAGGACAGGUGCUGUCUGCGGCCGCUGCAAGAUUGCAGCACACUCAGCCCGAGCAGUCUGCCCAGCCGGGCCACUCGACCCGACGGGAGACCUCCAGCGCCAAGACCCUGAUGGACAUCGGCACACGUCGGAUCUUCAAUGAAGACCACGACAUGUUUAGAGAGAGCGUCCGGCGCUUCUUUCAAGAGGAAGUGGUCCCGCACCACAAAGAGUGGGAGAAGGCGGGUCAGGUGAGCAGGGAGGUGUGGGAGAAGGCCGGGGAGCAAGGCCUGCUGGGAGUUAUGGUACCAGAGGAGCACGGUGGCAUCGGAGGAGACCUGCUUUCCACGGUCGUCACAUGGGAGGAGCAAAUGUACAGCAACUGCUCAGGCCCCGGUUUCGCGUUGCACUCUGACAUCGUGAUGCCUUAUCUCGUCAACUACGGUAGCAAGAAACAGAUCGAUCGCUUCAUUCCCCAGAUGAUGGCUGGGAAAUGCAUCGGUGCCAUCGCCAUGACGGAGCCAGGAGCAGGCAGUGAUCUCCAGGGCGUUAGGACGUACGCCAAGAAGGACGGCAGCGACUGGAUCCUGAACGGCAACAAGGUGUUCAUCACCAACGGCUGGAUGUCUGACCUGGUGGUGGUGGUGACCGUGACCAACCGCGAGGCCAAGACGGCGGCGCACGGCAUCAGCCUGUUCCUGGUCGAGAACGGCAUGAAGGGCUUCCAGAAGGGCCGCAAGUUGGAGAAGAUCGGCCUGAAGGCCCAGGACACGGCUGAGCUGUUCUUUGAGGAUGUGCGUCUCCCGGCUGACGCCCUCUUGGGGGAACUCAACAAAGGGUUCUACUACCUGAUGAACGAACUGCCACAGGAGCGCCUUAUGAUUGCCGACAUGGCUGUAUCGAGCGCCGAGUUCAUGUUUGAGGAAACCAGGAACUAUGUGUUGCAGCGGAAGGCUUUUGGCAAGACAGUCGCUCACCUACAGACGGUGCAGCACAAGCUGGCAGAGCUGAAGACUGAGAUCUGUGUGGGCCGAUCCUUCGUCGAUAACUGCCUUCAGCUCCACGCUGAGAAACGCCUGGAUCCCGCCACCGCCUCCAUGGCCAAGUUUUGGGGGUCGGACCUCCAGAACCGGGUGGCCAAUCAGUGCCUGCAGCUCCACGGAGGCUGGGGCUACAUGUGGGAAUACCCCAUCGCCAAGGCGUUCGUGGACUCCCGCGUCCAGCCCAUCUACGGAGGCACCAACGAGAUCAUGAAGGAGCUCAUCGCUCGCACCAUCGUGGGCCAGAAGUGAGACACGUGGAGGGUUCACAGUGGAGAAGGGUUUUCGUAGCUGGCACUUGGUGUGGAAAAGGUUUAGAGAGUGUGAAUGUGAUCACGAACAGCCUUGAAUGUAGCGAAAUGAUGCUUGAAUUGUUCCAGGAAGUAGUGGAGUUAAAGCAAGAGUCUAACGUCUUCCUCUCACAGGUUAAAGGUGCACUUGAUCACAUUGAGUGAUUAUUUCCUCAUUAUCCGCUAUGGGGACAGAAAAUCUAGCGAAAUAAGCUCGCCUCAGUGUUUCUAAAAGGUAUUGACCCUUUUUUGACAAGAGGUUAUAAAACAUGUCAAAUUAAAACUGAUUUCUAGAAUAAAAUAAAAGUUUUCACCCUGAAAAUACUGAAGCUAGUCGAUGCAUUUUGGUUGCAGUGACAGCAUCACGCCUGUGUGGAUCGGCCUCCUUUAGCCUUGUACGCUGUGAUUUUAUGCAAUUUUUCUUUGCAAAACUGCUCAAGCUUUGUCAGUUCGCUAAGGGAUUGUUUUCAAAUCCAGCCUCAAAUCUUUAAUCAGAUCGAGGCCUAGGCACUGACUCGGCCACGAGGGACAUUCAACUUGUCUUUAAAACAUUUCUUCGCCUGUGUGCUUUGAAUCAUGAUCUACCUGGAAAACAAAUAAUAGUUGUCUCGCAGACUGCAUCUAGGAUCUCUUGACAGCUUACUGCAUUAAUUUUACUGAUAUUACAAGCAUUCGAGGGCCUGCUGCCAUAACCACAUUAUGAUGAUGCCACUGUCGUGCAUGUUCAGAGUCUUCUACAUGCUUUCUGGUGAACUGAAGCUUUGACUGGUAAAGAACCAAGGAAACAGUUCAGCACCUAACGGAUUUUUUUUCUUCAGCAUAGUAGCAACAUCAGCAACCAGACACCUCAUUUAACUUUGACUUCAUGGAAUACAUUUCAAGGUACAGCCAUACUUGUUCUUCUAUGACCGAUAGCUGAUGUCUAACCCAAACUUUAAAAUGCUGUUUACAUGACUGUAGGUUUACUGACUUCAUGACUGUUUUCUCUUUGCGCUACAGCUCCUCUACAUUUUAGCACCGUCCUGUAAUUGUUCUUCGUGGCCACUGUUCAGCUAAAGUUGUCACAGAUUUGCUUGUGUGACGUCAUUUGAAUCGAACAUUCCCUCUACGUAGAGUCGAAAAAGCACCGAUUGCUCAACAGUUUCUCAACUAAGCCCUUAUCGAAUAUACAUCACCACCUGCCUUUUUUGUCAGUGUCACUGCAGUGAUUGUUGUUGUAUUGCACAUGUACUGAAAGCUAUUUUUGUAAAUGAAACUGUCAUUUUUGUGUCCACCUGAUGAAACUAAUCUGCUUUUUCUGGCCAGUGUUAAUCAGAAAUAUCGAACAGGAGCGAUUUUGUCACUCGUGCACAGCAUUGAGAACGUCAGAUUAAAGUAAUGUGAGCUCAUCUGAA
This is a messenger RNA of Stegastes partitus (bicolor damselfish), 2796 nucleotides long. RefSeq names its product acyl-CoA dehydrogenase long chain (gene acadl). The transcript has 11 exons. Gene Ontology annotation, biological process: long-chain fatty acid catabolic process; carnitine metabolic process, CoA-linked; fatty acid beta-oxidation using acyl-CoA dehydrogenase. Gene Ontology annotation, cellular component: mitochondrion; cytoplasm. The record is from RefSeq and is a predicted model, not a curated record. NCBI's taxonomy places the organism in Eukaryota, Metazoa, Chordata, Actinopteri, Pomacentridae. Gene Ontology annotation, molecular function: flavin adenine dinucleotide binding; long-chain fatty acyl-CoA dehydrogenase activity. The coding region runs from base 36 to 1364 and encodes 442 amino acids.